Molecule: messenger RNA, 8924 nt
Organism: Amphimedon queenslandica
Lineage: Eukaryota; Metazoa; Porifera; Demospongiae; Haplosclerida; Niphatidae
Product: cadherin EGF LAG seven-pass G-type receptor 2-like
Exons: 27
Coding region: 198-8675 (2825 amino acids)
Biological process (GO): multicellular organism development; homophilic cell-cell adhesion; cell migration
Cellular component (GO): catenin complex; membrane
Molecular function (GO): calcium ion binding; G protein-coupled receptor activity; cadherin binding
Source: RefSeq, a predicted model, not a curated record
CUAUAUAAUAAACCGAAUAACCCGAUGAAUACAGAUCUUAUAAUACCAGCUAGAGGGACCACCAGUCUUCACACUGUAGUCUGCUGGUCACUCAAGCCUGUCUUAGCAGGACAUUCCUUUCUGGAAGUAAUGAUUUGUUAGUCAAAAUAACAGUCUACAAAGAACACGUCUCUGCCUCUCUCUCCCUGCAUCCAGUCAUGAUUGGAGGACCACUGCGAGCUCUGGUCACUUUGGUCAUUCUUAUAUCCACCAUCAAAACGAGUGGUUUCUGCACACCUGUCCCUUUGGCCUCUCUUCUCACUUUCUCUUCAAAUGUUUAUCACCUUUCAGUCUCCGAGGCAACUCCAAUAGGGCAGGAAAUUCUACAGCUCUCUGUUGUUGAUAACACAUCUCAUGUACUUUACGAGAUACUCAGUACUCAGUCCUCAGAUGAUGAUUUCUAUCUCUCUCCAAACGGGUUCCUUUACACUGCAAGGAUGUUAAAUAAGAGUCAGACUCCACUUUAUAAUCUUGCCGUCUCCGCCCGAAACACCCAACCUCUCUCUACCCCCUCGUAUACCUUUGUCACUGUUGUAAUAACAAAUGAUUCGGUUUUCUCUGAAUCUGAGAUUUUGGUACCACUGCAUGGGAAUGAGAGUGUCGGUCAGAACCUGUACACAGUGGAAGCCACAAGAGCUGAUAGCUACCCAUUUCAAUAUACAAUCAUUGGAGGCAGCAACGCUUUUCAAUUUUUUACAUUGAAUUCCAUGAGCGGACAGUUAAGCCUAUCUUCCACUGUGAAUUACUUUGGCUUCUUGGACCAAUACAGGAUUGUUGUUGAAGGUCGUAGCCUCUCUGAUCCACUAGUAUUUGGUAAUGUCGUGAUCAUAUUUUCUUUGUCUCCUAAGAAUAGCAGUACGGGUGGGUUUACCAAAGAGGAGUAUUUAUUUACUGUGUCUAACGAAACUGCUAUUGGCGAAGUGUUUGGUUAUGUUUAUUUGUCUGUCUGCAACAUAUCCAGUGACUCAAUGAAUUCCUCGCCACUAGCUGUGAACUAUUCUAUUACUAAUUCUGAUGAUGUUCAAAUUAAUCCAGUGACUGGUGGCCUCUCCUUUGUCUCUCUCCCUCGUAAUGGAAGCAUUACUAAUCUCACUGUAAUAGCAGUGACUCGUAGUGGCUCCUCGUUUUCUGCUAGCGUCACAGUAGAGCUUGAGCCUACCAGGUACGUAAUGGAGAUAGAAAAGAGAAGCUACAUGUAUGUUGUUUAUAUUGAUGAUGGACCGACUGAUGGGAGGAGUACUGUAUUGACUAGGAUUGAUGGUGGGGGCUGUAAUAAUUAUACAAUACUGGCAGGAGAUUGUUAUGGUCUAUUCUCCAUUGACCCUGUAUCCGGUAACCUCACUAUCCAUCCUUCUCCUCUCUCUCCCUCUGCUUAUUCACUGGUUGUGGGCGUCUAUUGUGGCAAGUUCCUCAGUUAUAUUAGUGUUGAAGUGAGAGUGUUGGACGUUAAUAAUCCACCGGUAUUUGAUCAAAGAAUCUACAAGGUAACAGCAAGAUCCAGUACACCUCGUAAUACUAGACUAUUAACUCUUACCUACUCUGAUCUGGAUGACCCAGGAUCAUCAAACGGUACAACUCAUCUCAGCUCAACCUCUCUACCAUCCUUCCUUCGUCUCUUGCCCAACGGAGAGCUACUUCUAAUUAAUGCCCUCCCAAGCAUUGCUAAACCCUGGGAAACAAGCUCGUAUAAUUUUAGCGUAGUUGUGAGCGAUGGGGGCAGCCCGAGUCUGUCGUCUACAGCUGAGGUUGUAGUAAUAGUUAUUAAUGACAUUAUGCCUCAGUCUAUCUCAUUCUCUCGUUCCUUCUAUUCUGGUAAUAUUACUGAAAACUCACCACCAGGUACUCCAAUCCUCUCUUUAUCACUGAAAAACCCUCAAGUACCGCGUCAUCUUGAAAUAACUUACAAGCUUAUUGGCUCUCCUGAUGUCCUGGCGUACCUGACCAUCAGCCCAUUAGGACUCUUAGUCUCUUCUUUGCCAAUAGAUCGUGAGAGAUAUCCAUCACUCACUGCUAGAGUGGUGGCCGAAUAUAACAAGUCCAUCCACACUGAAGCUACAGUCAGUAUCACUGUAUUGGACCAGCCUGAUACCACUCCUGUGUUCUUACAGGAGUAUUACACUGUUAGUGUUCAAGCUCCCCUACCAGUUUCCAAGGGGCUAUUAGUCCUCAAUGCCAUUACUCAAGAUUCUUCUCCUAUCACUUAUUCACUGGUUGGUAGUAGUGACAUAUUCACACUCAACUCAGCCACUGGUUCCCUUGAUACUCUAACUGAACUAUCAGCUCCUAAUAGUUAUACUCUAUUAGCUAAAGCCACUUCAUCAUCAGGUCUUUACAACACUGCACGUGUACAUGUACGUGUUUUUGUGGGGCCUAGUCGUCCUCAACUCCGCCCAUCCUCACUCUUCUUAAGUACCUUUAGUUAUCUGUUGCCAUCAGUUUCUCUUCUCGGCGAUUUGGGAACUUUUGUCAACGGGCAAAGACGGAAUGGAUUUGGUUUGUCGUUAAACCCAUCAUCAUGUUCUGCUGAUAAGUAUUUUAGGAUAACUGAAGGUUCCCUGUAUGUGCUCAACACUAUCACUAGUGGUAGCCAUCAGCUUAACAUAUCAGUGACUGAUGGUAGAGUGAUCUGGUCUGAGACUAUAACUGUAUAUGCUAAUCUACUCACUAAUGAUUCUCUUGAUCACACUCUCUCUCUCGCUCUUCCUAAUCUCUCCCUCGAUCACUUCCUGGGGAGGUUUCUCUCUCCUUUUCGCUCGGCUCUCUCCCACAUGCUGUCCUGUAUGCACGAGUGCCUGCAUAUCAUUAGUGUUGAUGAGCUACCUGGAGCCCGUGGUGUUAAAGUAGUCAUUGCUGCCAAAGAAAAGGAUCUAGUCACGUACAAGUCAAGUCUAGAGCUAAGGAGGACAAUAGAAGCAGAGAUUGGGCACAUUUCCUCUGCAUUAAGUUGGACAGUAGCAGUCAUGCUUGAUUCUUGCUCCUCGUCUCCUUGUCCUAAUCCAUUACGCCAAUGCUCUCCUUAUGUCUCUCUUGCUCUCCCUCACAAGACCAUCACCUCACAGUCUCUCCUAGUGAAGUCCCUAUCAUCAGCCUCCGCUCAUAAAUGUGUCUGCCCUAGAGGAUAUGAUUCCAAGUGUACAUCAGAGCUAAACGAAUGCGAGCCCUCCCCUUGUGACUAUGACGCUGUCUGUACUGAUCUUAUCAAUGACUACCAUUGCUCCUGUCCUCCAUUCACCUUUGGUAAGAAUUGCUCCACUCCGUGUAGAUUCAGCGCUCCCUGCAGUGCCUGUUCCCCUAACCCAUGCCUCAAUGGUGGCUCCUGUAGCAUACAGAGUGAGGGGACUAUUUCCUGUACUUCUUGUCCAGCUGGAUAUACUGGCCCACUCUGUGAGUUGACUGUGGCGAGGGUCUCUGGGGCAGGAGGGGCUAGUCUGGAGCCGCUGGGGAGGCAGAGGGAGGUCGAGUUUAGUUUUGAUUUUAUUGGAGUCCAACCGAAUGCUAUGCUGCUUCAUGCAGGGCAACUUAAUAAUGGUGAAGACUACAUAGCAAUAGGUUUGGUCCUUGGUAACCUACAGGUUAGUGUGAGGUGGGGGAACUGGUCAGUUAGGACUACACUAUCCAGUAAGAAUGGUUCUUUGAAUGAUGGACAGUGGCACUCUGUGGAAUUCAGAUUGAAUGACAUGACUCUUGAUAUUGUCCUUGGUAAUUGCAUUGAGUCAGAAGUUAUCCUCGAACGUGACAUAGUCAACUGUUCUGUAUCAAUACCAGUUCAGACCUCAUCAAAGAUCAUAAAUUUGGACUCGUCUCUCUACCUCUUCAACUCUCUUGGAGAAUCCACCAAUCAGAUUCCCUCGCUGGCCCAGUUCACCGGUUGUCUCAGCAACGUAAAAAUUGGCGGAGAACGAAACGGCAAACUAGUCGAUUUUUCGAGCGUCCCCACCCACCCUGGGGCCAGUCUAUUACCAGGCUGUCCUCAGUCCUCCAGUUCAUGCCAGUCAAGCUGUGGUGGUGAUGGCAAGUGCAUUGAAUUUUGGAAUGGAUCCCGUUGCCACUCUGAUAGUAAUGAUGCUACAGAGGCAAUUUCAUUUGAUGGGUCCUCUUCCUCCAGUUAUGUAGUGAGUUCUAUCUCUGCUGGUACUUCUAUGUCGUACUCAUCUCCAUUUAAUGUCAUGAAUAUUUCCUUUGAUAUGAGGACACUCCAGGAUGGAUACACUCAUGUACUAGCUAUUGGUGAUAAAGGAGAUCUUGAGCUAUUCUAUGGGAGCUUAAUAUUCAAUUAUCGUCCCUCCUCUCCAAUGCUCCGCCCACUCUCAUUAACAGCUGAUGCCCGAGUCAAUGACGGCUACUGGCACGGAAUCAAACUAUCAUUCUCAUCCUCUCUCACUCGCCUCUCAAUUGACGAUGAAAGGAUCGUCGCCGAUAGCAACCAAACCAUAACCAUAGCAACCUCCAGAGUGGAGUUAGGUGGGCGAGAAGGCUCUCACAGUAGAAGUUAUGAUGGCUGCAUUAGGAAUUUAAGAAUAAACUCUGAAACUGUUGACGAUGAUAAUUAUAAUGUUACGUUGAUUGGGACUGUCACUGGUUGCUCUAAUAAAAGCCCAUGUGACUCGAGCUCUUCUUCAUACACUGGGUGUCCAGCUAAUAGUUACUGUAUUGAAGGAUGGAGGGCCUCCAGUUGUAUGUGUGACAGCAGCAGAUCCUAUUUUCAUAAUGGAGGGACUUGUGUCCAGCCUUGCAACCAGCCAGUCAACUGCUUACAUGGAGGGACUUGUAAUUUUAAUUUUUAUGAGGAUGAUGGAUUCACUUGUGUAUGCGCAGCUCCAUAUGUUGGUCUUGAUUGUCAGAUAAAUUUAGGGAGUUCGUGCAGGAUUGGUUUCUUUAGAGCACCAGAAGAAUGUGUACCGUGUGCCUGUGAUAGAGAAGGAACCACUUUUGAUAUAUGUAACAGGGAUGGUGUCUGUCAAUGCAAUCCUGAUAUUGCUACUUAUGGUUCUGAUUGUAAACCUUGCAAUUGUAACAGAACUGGCUCUAACUCAACUGAAGUACAUGUACAUUGUGAUGAUAAUGGAAAGUGUCCAUGCAAGCCUGGGGUUACUGGGGAUCAUUGUGAUUCUUGUCAGACCGGUUUUGUAGGUUUUGGUCCCGAAGGCUGCAGAGAGGGUGUUCUUGUAAGUGGUUCCUUUGUCAUUGAUAAUUUAUAUUAUGCCAAUGGUGAUGAUACUUCCAAUCAGUUUAUAAAGGAAGAGAUUCUAAGAGAGCUUGAGAGUUUUGUACUACCAACCACACUGGAGCUGAACCUCUCUCUAUCAAACAAUUAUAAUGUAACUGCUGUCAUGUACAAUCUUGUCUCAGACUCUAAGGCCGGCCUCAUCUCCACUCACUUCCUUGGAUCAGUAAUGCAGACAGUAAUGGGGAGGGACUGCAUUGGGAGAUAUGAGAUAAGGAAGAAUUCUCAUGAUUUUAAUGCUGAUUGUUCAUUAUGCGAUCCAAUGGCUGAUUGUACUAAUUCCUCUAUCUGUGAGGACUGUCCUAGUGGAUCAUACCUUGAUGAUCCUAUAAUCUGCCGGUCUUCGUUGCCACAAGGCUGCUCUGGCCUUGAUACAGAUCAAGAUGGUUUCCCUGAUGCAUGUGAUUCCUGCCCCUACUGGUUCAAUCCUAGGCAGGACUAUACACUGCCUUGUUCUGAGACUUCUACCGAGAGUUGCCCGAGAGAGAAAGCUGGGGAUGUUUUGUGGAGUCAAACGGAUAAAGGAAGAGUUGAUUCAAGGGAAUGUCCUACACCUCUUAUUGGUAUUGCCACUCGUCAGUGUAGCUCUGAUGGAAUGUGGCUGGAGCCAAACUUUAAUAACUGCAUGACAUUCACUGGAGUCCAACUGAACUCUAUAUUACAAGACCUAACAGGAGAGCCUCCUUCUGAUCAAAAUGAAACCAUCGCAGUAUCCAUCAAACUGGAGAGUGUCCUCUCCUCAUCCCCCAGACUGUACUGUCGGGAUCUUGAUAGUGCAGUCUUCAUACUAGCCAAGAUCCUCAACCUUGACACGCUCCUCCCUCUCACCUCCUCUGGGCUCAAACCUCUAGCUGAAGUACUCGGACUUUUGGGUUCUUCAAAACUAGCAGAAGUAUGGGAGGAGACCGGGUGUAACGCUGGUAUAAUAUUGAAUCUGACAGAGCACCUUGGGGUCCUGAGUGCAUCCAGUCUUUCCAUUGGGGAGAGUUUGACUGUUGAAGGAGAUGGGUUGAGUAUGAGUGUCAGUGCUUAUAAUGGUAGAGUGUAUAGUGGGUAUGAAUUUAAUGUUAAUGGUAGUACUGCUACUGGAGUUAGUGUACCCAAUGGAGUUAUACCACUAGCAGAUAAUGAUAACUUUUCAAUCUCAUUGACUCAUUAUUCCGAUCUCUCCCUCUCUCUCCCAUACACUGACCUAUCACCUGAUGCUAUUGUUGGAUCACCAGUCUGGUCUAUACAACUGUUAAUGAAUGGUGGGCGUGUCACACAAUUAGCCACACCCAUUAACAUUACUUUCCCUCAUCCAAUUGAAUUAAAUUCCAGUUUAACGUCUCUCUGUGUCACUUGGAAUGCAACACGGAAUAAGUGGGUGGAGUCUGGUUGCCAGGCAACCGUAAACAAUCCCAACUCAACAAGCUGUUCCUGUCCUCAUCUCUCAGACUUUACUGUAUUGAUUGUCCCUUAUGAAGAAACCCCCACUCCUCCAACGCUCCAACAAAAUUUAGAUUAUUUGUACUACAUAUCAAAUUCUGUGACAAUAAUCUUCAUUGUACUACUCAUGGCAAUCCUCUUCUGUGUUUACUGCUGGUGUAGAAGCACAGUUAAUGAGAAAAGCUACUUUUCCAUAGCAUCACUCCAACUGUUGUUUGUAGUAGCAUCUCUGUACAUUGUGUUGUAUCUUAUUGAGCUGACCCAGAGCUCUGUUUUAUGUAUUGUGAUUGGAUUAGUGCUAGAGUGCCUCGUGUUAAUCAUUGCUUGUUUGUUUGUGAUGUCUCUCUUGAUUGUUUUGCUAUCUUCCAGUGAUAGAUUUAAACUCUCUCACUUUGUCAGUCUAAAUUUAUUGGCUUUUGUUAUUCCACUGAUGUAUGUGGCUCUACAAACUGUCAUACUCUACCUAACCCACUCCAGUCUUUCUGAUGCAUUCACUUAUCCUGACAUCUGUUGGAUUAGACCAUCUCUCUAUUACUAUCUCUUAGCACCACUUCUUCUAGUAGCUUUGGUAUUUGUUUGUCUUGUUCUGUACACAAUAUUGCACCUCAUUCGUGCUUCAAAGGAUCAGUCACACAUUCAAAAUCGAGUGAAUGCCACCCUCUUCCUUGUGUUCUUGUUUAUAUUCAUUGUCAUUAAUCUAUCAUUCACUAUGCUGACCCUACACAGCAUUCAGUGGUCCCCUCCAUUUAGCACUGUCUUCAGUCUCAUUGUCAUCUUGUCAGUCGUGACCUCAGCAGUCCUUAUCUUCACUGUUCUAUGCUGUACUAAACGACCUAAAAUUUUCAAGCUUAAUAUUGAGAGCGGAUCUUCCGAAGCUGCAAAGGAGUUUCAACAGUACUCCAACAAUUCAUCAUGUAUUGAAGAUGAGAAUACGCAACCUAUUUAUCAUACGAUUGGCAAUCGUACUGAAGAGCUCUACCAGGAACCUGUACCUGUACCACCUAUCAACCAGUUGAACCCAGGGUUUCAGGCUUCAAGUAUCCCUGAGUAUCACGAACUUGAGCAGCAGGGGGAUGGUUCUAAUUCUGAUUCUGACUCUGAAAAUGAGAUUGAUGUUGAUGUUGAAGCAUUGCAACAGCAGACAAGAGAAGAGAGAGAGAUAAGGGAAAGGAGAGAGAGCAACAGAAGAAUAAGUGCACGACUGGAAGAGGAGAAGAGAAGGAGAAGUGCAGGAGAUGAAAAUAUAUCUAGUAUUACUGAUCCUCAGCAGCAAGAGGCUUGGUUCAAUACAUUAGAUCCUUCUAGUUUAUGUGCCCCAGCAGCUCCUGUAACAUAUGCCAAUGGAACACAGUUGCAUGCUGAUUCUCCCAUAUCAACAGAUGCUCAUGAACUUGCAGACCUUCACAAUGAAAUUGAUAACUUGUAUCAGAUGAAAUCAGCUGUUUUGAAAGAAACUGUCCUCACUGCUGAUACUUCUAGUGGGGACUAUGUCGAUCUUAAAGAUGAUACCCCAGCUGUCAAUAAUAACUGGUAUGAGGACGGCUCAUCUUCAAGUAAUCAUCGUCCUAGGGAUGUGACUGACAAUAUGUAUGCUAACGCUACCAAUACUUCUCCAUUUGAUGAUGCUCAGUAUUGCACUGUUAGUGAAGCCAGGCAGUAUACACCUGAUGUACCAAGAAGGUUUAGCCUCCAGAAUCAAGCACAGCAGUAUAGUUCUAUUGAUCAAUUGCCUCCACAACCUCCUCCCAUGCAGCAGUUUGCUGAUCACACUUAUCAAGCCAUCAGAGGACAAAAUUCACCAAAUGCUUCUCCCCGUCGUACUAGCCUUAACUUACAAGGAAGAAGACAGAGCAAUGAUGGUCGCCCUGUUGCUCGCCGUCUCUCUAAUCAGACAAGAAAUCCUGGAGUAUCUGCCAGCGUACAGCUUAUGAAUGGUGGUAGCUUAGCACCUCGUGUAUGCAAUGGAUCUCAAACAUUAGUAUGAUGAGUACUAAUCAUCAUAUUCAUAUUUAUUCUUAUACUUAUGCUUUACCUGUUUGAUGUAGAUGGAUUUAUCAUGCUUAUAAUAUCUGUCUCACUCAUUUUCUAUUUGUUUCUGAUCUCUAUGCAUGUUUAUUCUAUGUAUGUUUAUUUAUAGAGGCCAUAUGAUUGUCAUUAUUGUAUACAAUAUCAUCUUAAUCUUGUAUUUCUAACCAUUUAAUAAAAAUCAGCAGUUACUAUAUACUCACUUUAA